Molecule: messenger RNA, 505 nt
Organism: Coffea eugenioides
Lineage: Eukaryota; Viridiplantae; Streptophyta; Magnoliopsida; Gentianales; Rubiaceae
Product: 60S ribosomal protein L39-3
Exons: 2
Coding region: 109-264 (51 amino acids)
Biological process (GO): translation
Cellular component (GO): ribosome; cytosolic large ribosomal subunit
Molecular function (GO): structural constituent of ribosome
Source: RefSeq, a predicted model, not a curated record
AUUUAGGGUUUAUGUUUCUCGGCCGCCUCGCUUUCAGCCUCUCUGCAGCUAUUCCGAAGCCAACCCAUCCUCCCGCCGGUGCUCUCCUUCAACUUCCAGCAACCGAAGAUGCCGUCCCACAAGACCUUCAUGAUAAAGAAGAAGCUGGCGAAGAAGCAGAGGCAGAACAGGCCCAUCCCUUAUUGGAUCCGCAUGCGCACUGACAACACCAUCCGCUACAAUGCCAAGCGCCGCCACUGGCGCCGCACCAAGCUCGGCUUCUAAAUUUUCUGCGUCCGCCGUCACCAUCAUGUUACCUUUAUUUGUCUCGAGCUUUUUACCCUCCCCCCUCAAAAAAAAAAAAAGAACUUUUGGUUUAAUUAGUAGCUUAAUUAAAGAUGGUGGUGUUUUAAUCAAUUUUGGUAUUGUUAUUAUCCUUAUGACUGUUUCGUUGUAGGUCUCGAACGAAUUUCAUUGAAGUCACAAAAUUGAAACUUUAAUUUGAUUGAAGAGCCUUUUUGGUAGA